AUGUCACUACAAGAUAAGGUAAUCCUUAUUACAGGGGGGUCGAAGGGCAUCGGCCGCUCCAUUGCCAUCAGCGUUGCAGCCCAAGGGGCAAAGGUCGUGAUUAACUACAACAGCGAUGUAUCCGCCGCCAACGAAGUUGUCGAGAUCAUUGGCCACGACCGUGCAAUUGCUGUGCGCGCUGAUAACUCCAAGUUAUCCGAACUGCAGAGACUUGUCGAUCUUACAGUCGAGAAGUUUGGUCGGAUUGACGUACUUAUUCCUAAUGCUGGCAUUAUGCGUAUGCGCACUGUUGAGACCACAACGGAAGCCGACUUUGACGACUUGUUCAAUACCAAUGUUAAAGGUCCUUACUUUUUGAUUCAGAAAGCCCUUGCUCACAUCCCUGAAGGCGGUCGGAUUAUCCUCCUCUCUUCGUCAGUCCUAAUGACGAGUUACCUUCCCCCACCAUAUCUUCUGUAUGCAACGACAAAGGGCAGCAUCGAUCAGAUGGCUAAGUUUAUAGCCAAGGAUGUCGCUAGGAAAGGCAUUACCGUGAACGCUGUUGCCCCUGGGCCUACUGGCACUGCUCUCUUUUACGAGGGUAGAUCAGAAGAAAUGGUUAAGGUUGCAAGUGAAAGUAGUCCUUUUAAAAGACUCGGAACACCGGAGGACAUUGCAUCUGUCAUUGUAUUCCUUGCAGGCAAGGACUCUAGCUGGAUCACAGGCCAGACCAUCCGCGUCAAUGGUGGAACAGCCUGA
Messenger RNA from Colletotrichum navitas, 738 nucleotides. Its product is annotated as short chain dehydrogenase. The transcript is spliced from 2 exons. Lineage: Eukaryota; Fungi; Ascomycota; Sordariomycetes; Glomerellales; Glomerellaceae. Bases 1 to 738 code for a protein of 245 amino acids. Gene Ontology annotation, molecular function: oxidoreductase activity. The record is from RefSeq and is a predicted model, not a curated record.